Molecule: messenger RNA, 4670 nt
Organism: Trichechus manatus latirostris (Florida manatee)
Lineage: Eukaryota; Metazoa; Chordata; Mammalia; Sirenia; Trichechidae
Gene: RBM47
Product: RNA binding motif protein 47
Exons: 8
Coding region: 519-2297 (592 amino acids)
Cellular component (GO): nucleus
Molecular function (GO): mRNA binding
Source: RefSeq, a predicted model, not a curated record
CUGCUUCCUCUUCUAGUUUUGUUUAGUCACAGAAUUCGAUUCCUGUUGGCCGAUUACGCGCCUACAAACAGGUUUAGCGCUCUAUUGAAAUGCGUGAGGCUUCUUAACUUCAGUAUAAACAGAAACCAGCUGUAACUUUAGGUCAGAGCGCAUUAAAAUGAGCCACUUCUGAAAGAGCAGCGCCCAGGCCCCAGGCCCUGCUGCGAAGGCCCCGGGAAAGGUCAGGGCUUCGUCCGCGUGACGUUCCUUUCUGCGCUCGCCAAGCAAUGCUCGGCUUCAGUUCAGGUAGCAGAGGUAUUAGAAGGACAGUGUGCGCCAGGUCACCCCACGGACCAGCGAUUCCUUGGCUCACUGAGGAGUUUGGAUUUGCCUCAAAGGGAACUCCAAAAAUUGAACUGAGAAAUCUCAAGCAAGCUGCCUGAACUUCCCUGUAUACUCUUCUUCUACAUCCUGUAAAGGAUCAGACAAAUCAAAUUGUUGGGUUUGGGUUUCCGCACGCCCUGGAUGCCUUUGACAUUAUGACCGCAGAGGAUUCCACCGCAGCCAUGAGCAGCGACUCCACCAUAUCCUCGGCCAAGGUGCCCGAGGGCGUGGCCGGGGCACCCAACGAGGCGGCGCUGCUGGCGCUGAUGGAGCGCACGGGCUACAGCAUGGUGCAGGAGAACGGGCAGCGCAAGUAUGGCGGCCCGCCGCCUGGCUGGGACGGGCCGCACCCGCAGCGCGGCUGCGAGGUCUUCGUGGGCAAGAUCCCGCGUGACGUGUACGAGGACGAGCUGGUGCCGGUGUUCGAGGCCGUGGGCCGCAUCUACGAGCUGCGCCUCAUGAUGGACUUCGAUGGCAAGAACCGCGGCUACGCCUUCGUCAUGUACUGCCACAAGCACGAGGCUAAGCGCGCUGUGCGCGAGCUCAACAACUACGAGAUCCGCCCGGGACGCCUGCUUGGCGUGUGCUGCAGCGUUGACAACUGCCGCCUCUUCAUCGGCGGCAUCCCCAAGAUGAAGAAGCGCGAGGAAAUCCUGGAAGAGAUCGCCAAGGUCACCGAGGGCGUGCUCGACGUGAUCGUCUACGCCAGCGCAGCCGACAAGAUGAAGAACCGCGGUUUCGCUUUUGUGGAGUACGAGAGCCACCGGGCUGCUGCCAUGGCGCGCCGCAAACUCAUGCCUGGCCGCAUCCAGCUAUGGGGACACCAGAUCGCCGUGGACUGGGCCGAGCCUGAGAUCGACGUGGACGAGGACGUGAUGGAGACGGUGAAGAUCCUCUACGUGCGCAACCUGAUGAUCGAGACCACCGAGGACACUAUCAAGAAGAGCUUUGGCCAGUUCAACCCGGGCUGCGUGGAGCGCGUCAAGAAGAUCCGCGACUACGCCUUCGUGCACUUCACCAGCCGCGAGGACGCCGUGCACGCCAUGAACAACCUCAACGGCACCGAGCUGGAGGGCUCGUGUCUCGAGGUGACCUUGGCCAAGCCCGUGGACAAGGAGCAGUACUCUCGCUACCAGAAGGCAGCCAAGGGCGGCGGCGGGGCCGAGGCGGCAACGCAGCAGCCCAGCUACGUGUAUUCCUGUGACCCCUACACGCUGGCCUACUACGGCUACCCCUACAAUGCACUCAUUGGGCCCAACAGGGAGUACUUCGUGAAAGCAGGCAGCAUAAGAGGCCGAGGGCGAGGCGCAGCUGGCAACAGAGCCCCAGGGCCGAGGGGUUCUUACCUCGGGGGAUAUUCUGCUGGCCGUGGUAUCUAUAGCCGAUAUCAUGAAGGGAAAGGAAAGCAGCAAGAAAAAGGAUAUGAGCUUGUACCAAAUUUGGAACUCUCUGCUGUCAAUCCCGUUGCCAUUAAACCUGGUGCAGUGGCCAUCCCUGCCAUUGGGGCCCAGUAUCCCAUGUUUCAGGCCACUACAGCUCCUAAAAUGAUUGAAGAUGGCAAAAUCCACACAAUGGAGCACAUGAUCAGCCCCAUCGCUGUGCAGCCAGACCCAGCCAGUGCCGCCGCCGCUGCUGCUGCCGCCGCUGCUGCUGCCAUCAUUCCCACUGGGUCAACGCCUCCACCUUUCCAGGGUCGCCCAAUAACUCCAGUAUACACGGUGGCUCCAAACAUUCAGAGAAUUCCCACUGCCGGGAUCUACGGUGCCAGUUACGUCCCAUUUGCUGCUGCUCCGGCCACAGCCACGAUCGCCACACUACAGAAGAACACGGCAGCCACCGCUGCUGUCUAUGGAGGAUAUGCAGGCUAUAUACCUCAGGCCUUCCCUGCUGCUGCUAUUCAGGUUCCCAUUCAUGAUGUCUACCAGACAUACUGAGACGGGUGACAAAAGCGAAGACAAGCCACAAAGAUACCACUGAAGGAACGCUUUACUAUUUAUGAAGAAAGACCAUGUUGGAUUACCACACAUACGAAACCUACUGAAAGUGAAGAAUGUUAUCAGAUAUCAUACUGAAAUAUUUUAUAUACAUGAAGUUUUCACUAGUUUUUUUAAGACUAUUUUAAAGUUAGCAACCUGUGUUCAUACAUUUCUGAGAGACUUGCAUGGUGCGUGCCUUAAUACCAUCUCUUAAAAAUUUGUAUACUGUAGUAUGUUUGUAUAGAGGUUUUUGGGUUUUUUUAAGGAUAUAUUUUCAGUAUGAAGGUUAUUUUCUUAACUUCUGCACUCCAGAGAUUUCUAUUUUGUAGUACCUUCAAUAAUAUAUCAACUUUAUAUUAAAAAGCACAGUCAAGCAGCUAGGGAACUGUUUUGAAAAAUAUAUUCAAUAUUUAAAGAUACAAACAAUAGUGCUUUAAAACUACUACAUAAAAAAAGUUAUUUUAAAAGUUAUACUGGAAAGUGCAAUUUUAAAAUGAGUAAAACCUCUGCAUUUCUGCUGGCAUUAAGGGUUGAUGUUGUUACUGUCAUGUGUUAUCCGUGAUGGUUCUGUUUUUUAAAAGAAAUUAAACACACUCAAUCUCUCUUUAAGCCCAGGAUUAAAAAGACUUGUCAGACUUCUGAGUUCAAAAACUGGAAAGCUCUUACCUGCCACCAUUACCCUGGGCCCUGCUCAUCCUCCGUAUGGCUUUGCUCCCCCCUCCCCACAACCCUCAAUCCAACUCUGAUAUUUGGCAAGUCUAGGACAAAUGAAUUACUCUGACAGAGAAGACAGGAAAAAAAAAAAAAAAGAUGGCUUUUAUACUUCUUCCUGGGUUUUUGUUGGGGUUUUUUGAUUUUUGUUUCAUUGUUUGUUGGCUGGGGAGGUAUCAUCUUCUAUGCAUGCUAUUGUCAAUAGCAGAGUAUGUGGAAGCACAAGGUUUGAAUAGUUUGCAUAAGACAUCUUUGCAUAGCUAUUUAAUUGUCUAUGGAAAACUUUAGUUUCCUUUCUAAUGUGUUUAUUUUAUUUUGAAGUAUGAGUUGUAGGGACAGAGAAUGUAUGUUAUUGUAGAGAAGACCCCCCUAAAGACUCUUGCCAGCAGAAAGCUAUGCUUCUAGUUGCCUUAUCAUGUUUCAUGCAAAAUGUCUGUGGUUGUUAGGGGUGUUGGAAACAUUAUGUUUAUUGAGCAGGGCUUUCCUCCGUUGCUGUGCACCUGACAGGUGAGCUGAUUCAGCUGUGCACACCCAGGGGGAGUAGGAGAGUCCUGCAGGAGUUAAAAGAGAGUUUGUAAAUAUCUUCUAAUACGCAGUUUUUAAAGUCGUUUUAUGUCACAGAAGUUGAUGGUAUGUAGUCGAAUGCAAAAAUGAAACCAUUUUAUUUCAAUGUUAUUAAAAAGGUUUGUUUUAUUAGGAAGUAAAUGUAUGUUGCAGUGUUUUGUGGCCUGUUUAAAGGCUUUUGUUUAGCAGAGUGAGUGUAAAAUACAGUAAACUAUUAAGAUUGCCAUCUACUUUAUGAAAUACAUCAUCUUGGAAAUGUUUUUUUAAAGGCUCUAUCAAGGAAGUGAGGUGUGCAAUAGGUAGCAAAUAUACAGUUGUAUUUUUAUGUCAUGUUGGCGAUCCAUCAAAUCUUUCCACUCACUGGAUUUUUGCUGAUAGCUGAAAUUCUUAUUUGUGGAUUAAUAAUAGGAUCAUGCCCUUAGCAAAUAUUUUACUUUUGUUUUAAAAUUUAAAUUAAGAGAUUCCCAAAUGUCCCCCCCCCCUUUUUUUUUCCCCUCUCCUCUUGGGAUGGGAUGAAUUUUUUUAUAUAUAAGCAAUAUUUAUUUAACUAUUCUAUAAAAUGUAUUGCGUGCCUGGUAAGGCCUUUAAACAUUCCUACCAUUUGUUUCCAUCGUUCUUCAAUGACAUAAAGUAAUUGUGCAAUGUUCCUAAUGUGUACCCAGAAGCUGCAUCCAAACUCAAAUCUGUUGGAAUGAGUAAUCCAACAAAAUGCAAUUUGGAUCAGAUCCUCAUCCCUUGACUUUGUGUGAAAGAAGUACCCUCCUUCCAGUGAGGGAUUAUCACAGAGUUCACUAGAUGAGAAUCGGACCCAGCGUUCUUACUGUAUUUUACAUGUGCUUAUAAAUCAUUUGCAGGAAAAAAAAAAAAUGGUAUCUUAACAUGGCAACUACCAAACUACCUUAAAAACAAAUGUUGGUGAUGUCGCCAGUUAAGUAUCAGUGAGCCUCCUGUCUGUGGUCUGUCUGUACCUGUUGUUUCAAAACCAUUUCAUGUACACUACUGAGGUAAGUUUAUAACUUGAAAUGUGAACUCUUUUUUUUUUUUUUUUAGGGUUAA